Molecule: messenger RNA, 2584 nt
Organism: Drosophila virilis
Lineage: Eukaryota; Metazoa; Arthropoda; Insecta; Diptera; Drosophilidae
Product: homeobox protein extradenticle
Biological process (GO): regulation of transcription by RNA polymerase II; embryonic organ development; neuron development
Cellular component (GO): nucleus
Molecular function (GO): RNA polymerase II cis-regulatory region sequence-specific DNA binding; DNA-binding transcription factor activity, RNA polymerase II-specific
Source: RefSeq, a predicted model, not a curated record
GAUACAUUUUUUUUGUCCGCAGUAGAUUUUUUUUUUUGGUGUAAAAUAAUUUUCAAAGAUUUAUUGUGCAUAUAUUAAUGUCAACAAAACAAGUAUACCUGGCGGGAAAAAACAUAAAAAGAGAAAAACGCAAAAUACCUUAACGUAAUUUAAAGCGUUAAGUGGCGUACAGUUGCGUGAGCUGUGAGUUUUGUUGUUAUUGUUGUUGUGGCUGUUGCCACUGCACUGAGAUAGACAGAGACAACAACACGAUAUGGAGGAUCGCAUGAUGGCCCACACUGGCGGCAUGAUGGCGCCCCAGGGCUACGGCCUGCCCGGCCAGGAUGAUGGCCAAAAUGCUGGCAAUGAGAACGAGGUGCGCAAGCAAAAGGACAUUGGCGAAAUACUGCAACAGAUCAUGAGCAUUUCGGAGCAAUCCCUGGACGAGGCCCAGGCCAGAAAGCACACACUCAACUGUCAUCGCAUGAAGCCGGCGCUGUUCUCCGUUCUAUGCGAGAUCAAGGAGAAAACCGUGCUUUCCAUUCGCAACACGCAGGAGGAGGAGCCGCCAGAUCCGCAACUGAUGCGUCUGGAUAACAUGCUCAUUGCCGAGGGCGUGGCCGGCCCCGAAAAGGGCGGCGGCGGUGCCGCAGCCGCCUCGGCAGCGGCCGCCAGCCAAGGCGGCUCGCUCUCCAUCGAUGGGGCGGACAAUGCCAUCGAGCAUUCGGAUUAUCGCGCCAAGCUGGCGCAGAUUCGACAGAUCUAUCACCAGGAGCUAGAGAAAUACGAGCAGGCCUGCAAUGAGUUUACCACGCAUGUCAUGAAUCUGCUGCGCGAGCAAAGUCGCACCAGACCCAUCACACCCAAAGAAAUCGAGCGCAUGGUGCAGAUAAUCCACAAGAAAUUCAGCUCGAUUCAGAUGCAGCUAAAGCAAUCAACCUGCGAGGCGGUCAUGAUAUUGCGUUCCAGAUUCUUGGAUGCGCGCCGGAAGCGUCGCAAUUUCAGCAAACAGGCAUCCGAAAUACUCAACGAGUAUUUUUACAGUCAUUUGAGCAAUCCGUAUCCAUCAGAAGAGGCCAAGGAGGAGCUGGCGCGCAAGUGCGGCAUAACGGUGUCGCAGGUAUCCAACUGGUUUGGCAACAAGCGCAUUCGCUAUAAGAAAAACAUUGGCAAGGCCCAGGAGGAGGCCAACCUGUAUGCAGCGAAAAAGGCGGCCGGCGCCUCGCCCUACUCCAUGGCUGGGCCGCCCAGUGGCACAACCACGCCCAUGAUGUCGCCCGCACCGCCACAGGACUCGAUGGGCUAUCCCAUGGGCUCCGCCGGCUACGAUCAGCAGCCGCCCUACGAUAACAACAUGGGCGGCUAUGAUCCCAAUUUGCAUCAGGAUCUUAGCCCUUGAGGAUAGGCUGCCAAAAAAUGCUACAAGUAGACAGUUUAUUAUGUUUUAUUCCCCACCCCCCAAUUUUUUUUGUUUUCUUCCUGUAAUAACGAGUAAAUGUGUGCACAAGAAUGUGUAUCGAUAAAUGUGUGUAAAUGCAACCCUGCGCAACUUCUAUGCGUGUGUGUCUGAGUGUGUGUCUGUGUGUGUGUAGCCUACAAUCAAUUAUGUAUACGAUUAUAUCUUAAUUAUUAAUAACGAACAAAAUGUAACAAAAUGCAACAAAAGAAACACACAGAACACAGCACACAGCUCUGUAAAUUUGUUGCUUAAGCUAGAGCAACAAGAAAAUAACACACACAAAAACAUACGCAUACUUGUGCAUGCAUAAUAUACACAUACGCAUGCACAGUGGGCCGCAGCCUAUUUGUUGGCACGCAUCAUAUCUAAUAUAUUUAAAAGUCUAAUCAUUUUUGUAACCAAAUCAACUCUUCGAACUGACAUUAUUCUCAUUUCAAUAAUACAAUUUAAUCAGAAAUUGAUUAGACCUUAAGUAUAGUAUUUUUUUUUUGCGCACAGCAAAUAGGACUUCGCCCACUGUGCAAUGCAUGCAUACAGUAUUGCCAAUUCAGCUAAUUUCUAGCUAAAUUUGGCUAUUUUCAGAGCUCCUAUAGCCGAAAAGAGCUGAAAUCUUAAAACGUUUUAGCCAUUUGCUUUGGCUGUUUAUUGCCAACGGCUAAUUCAGCUGUUUUGGCUGCUUUUAGCUGCUUUUUUUUUUUCAUAGCUACUUUUAACUUUGCGACAGUUGGCAACACUGUACAUACAUGCCGCAUAAUUCAUUAAUUGAUAAUAAAUGAAAGCAAACGAGAAAAAUGAACGUAAAUUUCCUUUGAAACGAAAAUUGUAAUUUGCACAAUUAAUAAACAAAUUGUAUACCAUAAUUAAGUUUAAACAAAACGAAUAGAAGAAACAUGUAUACGAUGUAAAUCAAAUUUAAUAUAACAAGAUUUUCCUGCCACUCCCAAAAGAAUUCGAGAACUUGAGCAAGAAAAUAUUUGCCAAGCUGAAACAACAAAAAGAGAAAACAUUUUCCAAGUUUUCAUUAUCAUAUUACGAACGGGAAUAAAGAGGAUUGAGACAAGAACAAGAAACACAAGAAAAUUGAUAAUUGAAAAAGUUUCUCUCUGUAUUUGACGGAGCAAGUUUUGUAAUAACAAAUAAAGUAAA